UGGUCCAGGAAGAUCCCACAUGCUGUGGAGCAUUAAAUAGCCCAUGUGCCAAAACUGCUGAGCUCACGCGCUGCAACUACUGAAGCCUGAGCAUCGCAACAAGAGAAGCCCACACACCACAACUAGAGAGUAGCAGUGAAGACCCAGUGCAGCCGUGAAUAAAUAUUUUUAAAUUAAAAAAAGAAACUAUAGCUUAAAAAAUUAUUUUAAAAAGAAUGGAAAGACUAAUCCAAUUAGUGACUAAGAAAAAAAAUCAGUAUUACUAACACUAUCUUGAUCUGUGUUGUCCAGUUCAGCUAGUGUGUAGCUGCUGCGUUGACAGCAUGCAUGGAGAACUGCUGCUGCUGCUAAGUCGCUUCAGUCGUGUCCGACUCUGUGCGACCCCAUAAGACGGCAGCCCAUCAGGCUCCCCAGUCCCUGGGAUUCUCCAGGCAAGAACACUGGAGUGGCUUGCCAUUUCCUUCUACGCAUGGAGAACAUCUCAUCACAAAGUGUCAGACACACCGCAGCUGUAGCUGAUCCAAACUGUUUCCCCUUCACUUCACAUGUUAGGGCCUCGUGCCUCUUCCUGCAGCUGAGAAUGACUGGGAAGUGCAUGGUGAGUGUGGAAUUGGUGGGAGUAAGGGACUGGGGGAUGUUUGAGAAGUGAAGUGUGGGUCCACUUUGACCAGCUUCAAAACAGCAGUCUGUUCUUUCUGUGUCCUUGAGAGCCAUCUCUGGCCACCCUGAGUUCUCACAAAAUGAAAAACAUCUGGGACUAAGAGGUUUGACUUUCUUGAGGCAUGGGGCCAAUGGCUUCCAGGAGAAGGUGUGGUAACAGCCUAGAAAAUCUGUCAGGAGCCCUGGCUGCCAGGCCUGGCUGACUCUGCCCCCAGCUAGCUCUGUGCCCCCUGCCCUCUUCAGUCUCCCCUGCUGUGUACAGAUCACCAAGAGGGUGGGACACCAUUUCUGAGAUCCCAGCAUAGGUUCUUGACCUCAUGCUCCAGUUGAGCAGAAACAGGCACUCCCCUUUGGGACCUGGCCAGUAGCCGUUCUGGGAGUUUCUGGUCUGCACUUGCCUGUGGGUUUCAUUUUGGAGUCGAAUCACUUCAUUUGGAAUGUCAUUUUUUCAGUCUCCAACUUGUGCCACGGGAAAGAGAGUGGAGAUGACUGGAUCUUGGUUGAGGAAGAGAAAUGUAUCUCCCAACAACUCGCUGCCCUAGAGAUCCUUUCUUCCAGAAAAGGUGCCUAUCUUGGACACCUCGGUGGUUGUGGUCCAUGGAAAGGGGGACAUCACACACCAUCUGCAGCCUCGGGCUCACGAUGGUCAGAGGGGACUCGGAAGCCUUUAUCUCCAGUAGCUUAAGGACAAGCGGACCAGUUUUGGCCUGCCCUUAUCCAUACCACCUGGCCAUAUGGCUACUUCUGUCCCUGGACCAUCCUGGCAUUUCCACUGAUUCAGGAAGGGCACCUGGGCAGAAGCCACAGGGAGUCAGGAGUCUGAGUUUGUCCAGGAUGACGUCGGGCCCUCUUCACCUUUGGACCAGGGCCUAGUGCAGUGCCCCCUCAGGGUUUGAAGAACAAGUGAGGGGGACCUUGAGAGAUUAGGAAUACUUUGAGUUCAGAUGAAACACGACACCAGAGAUUUCCAAGUUUCUGCUUAAGUGCUGCGUGGAAGGUGGGACUUGAAAGGUGUUGGUUUUAGGAUUUUCUGGUGGCUUGGUGGAGACUGGGCCCCUAAUGCAGCACUAGCUGGCUGCUCUUCCCUGGACCACCUGUGUUGGCAUCAUCUCAAAGGCUUGUUGGAAAUGCAAACACCUGGGUUCUAUCCAUACCCACUAAAUCAAGUCAUCUGGGGCUAGGGCUCAGGCAUCGAUUUUCCAUAAGCAGCCCCCUGAUAACCAGGGGCUGCUGGGACUGGGAACCAGAUUGCCCGUUCUGCAUCCUCUUGGAAAGGGUCUGAAGUCCCUCCUGACAGGAAACUGGGCUCCAGGCACUUCCUGGAGCAUGUCAAACCCCACCUCCAGCCCCAGUUAAGAGUGCUCAGUGGAGCAGCCAGCUCCACCCUCCCCACCCCAGCUACCUGUCAGACUUGAGCCAGCAGCCAGUGUGGCCAGAGUGCAGGCAGGAUUUCCUGCCAGGAAUUGGGCUACCUGGCCAUGCCCUGGGUGCUCUGGCCCAGGUGGCUGACAAGCAAGGGGCUGCCCUUCCUGGGUGCAGUGCAGCUACAGAAGCGAGAGAAGAGGGGACCUCAGUGCGAGCAGUGGCGGCGGGAGACCCACCCCUUCUAUGACCUCCAGGUGAAGGUGCUGAGGGCCAAAAAUAUCCAGGGCACAGACCUGCUGUCCAAAGCUGACUGCUAUGUGCAACUAUGGCUGCCCUCGGCAUCCCCCAGCCCCUCCCGGACCAGGGUGGUGGCCAACUGCAGCGACCCCGAGUGGAACGAGACCUUCCACUACCGGAUCCAUGGUGCCGUGAAGAAUGUCCUGGAGCUCACCCUCUAUGACAAGGACAUCCUGGACAAUGACCAGCUCUCCCUGCUGCUGUUUGAUCUGAGGAGCCUCAAGCCAGGCCAACCACACAGACACACCUUCCCCCUCAGCCAGCAGGAGUCACACGAGCUGCAGGUGGAAUUUGUUUUGGAGAAGAGCCAGGUGCCUGCACCUGAAGUCAUCACUAAUGGGGUCCUGGUGGCUCAGCCGUGUUUGAGAAUCCAGGGCACCCUCAGGGGCGACGGGACAGCCCCACAUCUAGGGCAUGGCCCUAGGCAGAUUCAGCUGGCAGUGCCUGGAGCCUACGAGAAGCCCCAGCUCUUGCCCUUGCAGCCUCCCACGGAGAUGGGCGUCCCAGCCAUGUUCACCUUCCACGUGAAUCCAGUACUCAGCUCCAGGCUGGAGGUGGGCCUAGGAGAGAAGCUCAUGGUCCAGGGCGACCCGAGGGCCAAGGAGGAGUCCCAGACCAGCAAGCCUGGCAUCCUGCUCUCAUCUCUGACCCUAGGCCAGGAGCAGCAGUGUGUCGUGGCCCUGGGGGAGGGCCAGGAGGUGGCCAUGAGUGUGAAGGCAGAGAUGAGCUCUGGAGACCUUGACCUGCGUCUUGGCUUCGACCUCUGUGAUGGGGAGAAGGAGUUUCUGGAGAAGAGGAAGCAGCUCGUGUCCAAGGCCCUUCAGCAGGCUUUGGGGUUGAGCCACGCUCCCGAUAGUAGCCAGGUGCCAGUGGUGGCCGUGCUGGGUUCAGGAGGUGGAACCCGAGCCAUGUCGUCUUUGUAUGGCAGCCUGGCUGGGCUACAGGAGCUCGGCCUCUUGGACACUGUGACCUACCUGAGCGGGGUCUCUGGGUCCACCUGGUGCAUCUCCACACUCUACCAGGACCCCGCCUGGUCCCAGGUGGCCUUGCAGGGCCCUGUUGAGCGUGCCAAGUCUCGGGUGUGCAGCAGUAAGAUGGGGGCAAUGUCCACGGAGCGCCUGCAGUACUACGCCCAGGAACUGGGGAUCCGGGAAAGCAGCGGCCACAGCACUUCCCUCAUUGACCUCUGGGGCCUUCUCAUUGAAUAUUUCCUGUACCAGGAGGAAAAUCCUGCCAAGCUGUCUGACCAGAAGGAGGCAGUCAGCCAGGGCCAGAACCCUUACCCCAUCUAUGCCAGCAUCAACGUCCGCAGCAACAUCAGUGGGGAGGACUUUGCAGAGUGGUGCGAGUUCACCCCCCAUGAAGUCGGCUUCCCCAAGUACGGCGCGUAUGUUCCCACCAAGCUCUUUGGCUCAGACUUCUUCAUGGGGCGCCUGCUGCAGCUCCGGCCCGAGUCCCGCAUCUGCUACCUGCAGGGUAUGUGGGGCAGCGCCUUUGCAGCCAGCCUGGAUGAGAUCUUCCUGAAGACCUCUGGCCGGGGCCUCAGCUUCCUAGACUGGCGCAAAGACAGUGUGAACAUCACAGAUGACUCCCAAGAGCUCCAGCUUCACGAUCCAGGGCGGCUGAGAACCAGGCUCUUCACCCCUCAGGGACCCUUCUAUCAGGCUGUGCUGGACAUAUGCACCUCCCGGUUGACCUCAGCCGAGACCUCCAACUUCACCCGGGGCCUCUACCUGCAUGAGGACUAUGUGUCUGGCAGGGAGUUUGUGGCCUGGAAAGAUUUGCAUCCAGACGCCUUCCCCAACCAGCUCACUCCCAUGAGAGACUGUCUAUACCUGGUGGACGGAGGCUUUGCCAUCAACUCCCCAUUCCCGCUGAGCCUGCAGCCACAAAGAGCUAUGGACCUCAUUCUGUCCUUCGACUAUUCCUUGGAUGCCCCUUUUGAGGUCUUACAGAUGACAGAGAAGUACUGCCUGGACCGAGGCAUCUCCUUCCCCAGGAUUGAGGUGUCCCCGGAGGACAUGAAGGAACCCCACGAGUGCUACCUGUUUGCCAAGGCUGAGGACCCAAGCUCACCCAUCAUACUGCACUUCCCUCUGGUCAACCGUACCUUCCGCACACACCUGGCCCCAGGUGUGGAGCGAAAAACGGCUGAGGAGAAGGCCGGUGGGGACUUUGUCAUCAAUGGGCCAGACACUCCCUAUGGCAUGAUGAACUUCACCUACGAGCCCCAAGAGUUUGAGCAGCUGGUGGCCCUGAGCCGAUACAAUGUCCUGAACAAUGCGGAGACUGUGCGGAAGGCCCUCCAGCUGGCUCUAGACCGGCGACAGACUGGGGACAGGACUGGAGGCUGACCCAGGCUGGAGCUGAGGGACUGGGACAGAGGAGGGACCCUGGGCUCCAGACCAGGGCUUGGUAGGGGGAGGGGCAGCAGACCCUGCGGGGCUUAUGCUUCUCAUCUCUUUGGAACCUGCAUUGAGGUCCCCAGGACCUGGGGAUGUUCCUCCAGGGUGCAAUCUGGACUUUUGGGGGUCCCUUCUCCCCUGUGUUUCUGGGAGGAGGUAGUGUGUCGGGGAGGGGAUGUAUGGCAGACAUGAACAGUUCUCAUCUGACAUUGGAGUGUGUGGAGGGACUCAGGCAACCAUCGUGGCCCAGAGCGCAUGCCAAACACAGAAGGACUUCACAGGGACCAGGUCUUCAGACCCUCAACAGAAGGGGCGCUGUGAGAGCUGAGUGCAGGUUACUGCCCUGAACUGACACCAGAAGCAAAGAUGUGUCCAUCCAAUCCACACUUCCUGCAAACAGUCCCAGCCCUAACCAUCCCUCCACGCCCCACUGCAUCUGGAUGCUAACGGCAUCCAGAAUAAAGGGGGACCACAUCGGUUGCCCAUCGGGGUCACUCACCCCAGGGUCCUGUCUGUUAAUUCCUCUUCACCUCUAGCCUCCUCUGCCUGCCCCAUGGCUCCCCACCCUUCUGUGCUCAGCCUCCUGAAGGUUGUGGGAUGAUCUCCCCUCCUGGCUGGGCUCCAGCUGGAGGUUCCCCACGCUAAUUCCCCAUCUUUGCUCUUUAAACUGGGGUCACAUCCUCUUAUCAGGUGUACAGCUGCCACCUUGAGCAAACAGUCUCACCAUUCCCAGAAGUUAAAUGAGUAUGUCUAGAGGGCAUACCCACUUAUCGGGGCAGAGCAAAUAUGAACUAGCAUGUGGCUCUGGCCUGUGAGCGCCUGUCAGCUGCCGGGGAUGCGCAGGGGUAGAGAGCCCAGCUGGGAACUCAGAGCCUGGGCUCCUGCCUUUUCACAGGUGUGUCCUGCCAUCUGGGCCAUCUACUUCCCUCUCCCUCUGCUUAUCAUUUCUUCCGACCCACAAGGGACCCUCCAAACACCCGAAGCCUCUCCAGCACUGGCAGAUUUCUGGUCUGUGGAGAGGAGAUCCACAAUGACUGGGCUUGGUGUGGGGGUCUUCAGGCCCUCUCCCUCUGGCCAGGGCCUCUGUGGCCUCUUUCUCCUCCUGCUGUCCCACCCGGUGCUGAGCUGCCUGGGGCCCUUCCAUGGCCCAGCUGCCAUACAGUAAGUCCCCGACACACGAACUUUCCAGUUGUGAACUUUCAAAGAUACGAACGUGCAUUCCAUCAGCAUCAGGCCCUAGUGAAACUGCAGCUUGCCUUCCAUCUCCUAGUGCUGACCAUCAUUCCACUCCACUGUCUCCCACCUCCUUUUCCUCAUCCAGUCAGUAACUCUUUUUGCCUGUUCACUCAAUGCCCAUCCCUGUAUGCCAGCUUUUGUCGUGUACUUUUUAAGGUACUGUACUGUAAGAUUAAAAAGGUUUUCUUUGUUA
Molecule: messenger RNA, 6156 nt
Organism: Bubalus bubalis (water buffalo)
Lineage: Eukaryota; Metazoa; Chordata; Mammalia; Artiodactyla; Bovidae
Gene: PLA2G4F
Product: phospholipase A2 group IVF
Exons: 20
Coding region: 2139-4676 (845 amino acids)
Biological process (GO): glycerophospholipid catabolic process
Cellular component (GO): cytosol
Molecular function (GO): calcium ion binding; calcium-dependent phospholipid binding
Source: RefSeq, a predicted model, not a curated record